UGGUUGAGGGAGUGGGGGGAUUCCCAAUCGCGUGUGUUGGGAGCAUAUUGUUGCAGAAAUUAUUCAUUGGAGAGGUGCGAGGGGGGAAGGGCGCACCCCCCUUCAAAAUGCAGGGGAGACUAGGACCGGCAACAAAGGGGCGAAAAACACCGUUAUUCUUUUUGUUUUCAUGUCAAUCGCAGAAGACAGCGAAGGUGAGUCAGGGAGGGGCUAGUGCUGCCGUGUGCGCCAAUGAAUGAAAGCAGUGGAUUGGAGCAUGUUGGAUGAGUGAGGGGUGGAGAGAGAGAGAAAGAGAGAGAGAGAGAGAGAGAGAGAGAGAGAGACGGGGUGUUCCUCAAAAUUAAAGGAUAGCGAGAGAGGGGGCGAGUUAAGAAGCACAAUUGUGUUGAGCACGUCCUGACGCAAGGGGAGAAAACGCCGGACGGUCACGGUUCUGUUGACGAAUAGCCCACAUUGGGAUAGAGGCGCGCCUGUUAUCUGACAAUCCUGUCGGCUCCUCUCCUCCACGGAGCAUCAGAUGCGCGCUGCAUCACUCUCCGCCUUGCGCAUGAUCGGUAGUGUACGCACCUCAUCUGCUGGGAGUCAGACCAGCCACUGAGGCAACAUUCUGCAUCCUGCUCUUUCCGAGUAUUAUCGCUGUCGUCAAAUUAAGGCCCGGCCGUGAGCGCAGAAUGAGGUGUCUGUUUGUCCUGCUGGCUCUCAGCUCCGUCGCCCUGACCUACGCCAUCGGUGGAGAUACGUGUGUGUCAGGCCAUGACAGCGGGCCCAUGUUUGAGGAGCAGCCCGUUGGCCUGAUCUACCCCGAGGGUCUGACCGAGGGGAAGGUGACCCUGAGCUGCCAGGCCCGAGCCAGUCCUGCCGCCUCAUACAAGUGGCGGGUGAAUGGCACUGAGGUGGUGCUCGGCGCUGACCCGCGCUACACACUGGUGGCUGGUAACCUGGUGAUCAGUAGCCCGCAGCAUGACCACGACGCUGGCUCCUACCAGUGCCUGGCCUUCAACCGAUGCGGCACCAUCGUCAGCCGGGCUGCCAACCUCAAGUUUGGCUACCUGCAUGACUUUCCGCCACAGAACAGGACUCCACAGACAGCCCAAGAGGGAUCCGGAACCUUCUUGGCCUGCCAGCCUUCCGCCCACUACCCCGCCCUCUUCUACCGCUGGUUCCUCAACGACUUCCCGAACUUUUUGACGGCGGACAACGGUCGCCUCUUUGUCUCCCAGGCGACGGGCGAUCUGCACGUGGCCAAGGCCCAGGUGAACGACAGCGGCAACUACUUCUGCUUCACCACCAUCAACUUGGAAAUCAGCACCAAGAGCAUCUUCAGCAAGCGGGUGCCACUGACCGUGCAGUCCGACGCAAACCCCAGGAAGUCCGCCCCCAGCAUCCACGUGCGUUUCCCCGCUGAGACCUACGCGCUGGCUGGACACACCACCCAGCUGGAGUGCUUCGCCUACGGCAACCCUGUUCCUAAGCUGCGCUGGAGGAAGGUGGAUGGUGUGUUGCCGGUGAAGGCUCUGGCCAGCUCUGAGGGCCCCAUCCUGACGCUGCCUGAGCUGGGCUUCGACGAUGAGGGCAUGUACGAGUGUGAGGCCUACAACUCAGAGGGCAGAGACACAUACCAGGGCCGCAUCACUGUGCAAGCCCAGCCAGACUGGUUGCAGGUGAUGAGUGACUCUGAGGUAGAGAUCAGCUCAGAGCUCCAGUGGACCUGUUUGGCAGCAGGCAAGCCCCGACCAUCUAUCCGCUGGCUACGCAAUGGGCAGCCCCUCAGCACACAGGCCAGAGUUCAGGUGAACAACGGCAAACUGAAGAUCAGCAACCUGGCCCUGGAGGAUUCUGGGAUGUAUCAGUGUGUGGCGGAGAACAAGCAUGGCACCAUCUAUUCCAACGCAGAGCUCAGGGUUCAAGUCCAGGGCCCGGACUUCCGGCUGAACCCCGUGCGGAGGCUGGUGCCAGCGGCCCGUGGCGGGCAGGUGCGGAUGGAGUGCAAGCCGCGCGCUGCGCCCAAACCCACACUCUUCUGGAGCCGCGGCACAGAGCUGCUCGUCAACAGCAGCAGGGUGACAGUUACUCCAGAUGGCAUGCUGUGGAUCUACAACAUCAGCCGCGCUGAUGAGGGAAAGUACACCUGCUUUGCAGAAAACUCUUUGGGAAAAGCUAACAGCACGGGACAUCUUUCCGUACGAGAUGCCACUAAAAUCACCCUGGCACCAUCCAAUGCGGACAUCAACCAGGGUGAGAAUGUGACCUUGCAGUGCCACGCCUCACAUGACCCCACUAUGGACCUGACCUUCACCUGGUCCCACAACGGCGUGCCUUUGGACCUGGAGGACCGCAGUGGGCACUACCAGCGAGUAGAGGGGAAAGAAACGAUCGGUGAUCUGGUGAUUGUGAACGGGCAGCUGGGCCACGCUGGCACAUACGCCUGCGCAGCUCAGACAGUCGUGGACACGGCCACCGCCUCAGCCAAACUAGUGGUCAGAGGCCCCCCUGGUCCUCCUGGAGGUCUGGUGGUAAAAGGUGUGAACGAGACAUCCGUGGAGUUGCGCUGGAGCCGUGGCUAUGACAACCACAGCCCCAUUGGCAAGUAUGUCAUCAUGAGCCGCUCCGAUCCCACUGCCUCCUGGAGGAAGAUGAGGACAGAUCCACACAACAUUGAGGGGAACGCUGAGUCAGCCCGUGUGAUUGGCCUUCGGCCCUGGAUGGACUACGAGUUCCAGGCCAUCGCCAGCAACAUCCUGGGUAGUGGCGAGCCCAGCAUGCCCUCUCAAACAGUCCAGACCAAGCAGGCAGGUCCCACCGUGGCUCCGAGUGGACUAGGAGGGGGAGGUGGAGAUCGCAAUGAGCUCAUCAUCAACUGGACGCCCAUGGCCAGGGAGUACCAGAACGGAGACGGCUUCGGCUACAUCCUGGCCUUCCGGCAGCGUGACUCCCAGGCAUGGAUCAUCGUGCGGGUGCCAGGUGUAGAGUCCUCGCGCUUCGUCUACUCCAACCAGACCCUGGCCCCCUAUAGCCCGUUUGAGGUCAAGAUUAAGGCCUACAACAGGAUGGGUGAAGGGCCCUUCAGCCAGGUGGCCCAGGUGUACUCAGCUGAAGAAGAGCCCACAGUGUCACCCCGCAGGGUGAGUGCGGAGGCCAUAUCUGCCUUUGAGAUGAAGGUGUCUUGGGACCCAGUCCAGCAGCUGCCCACCAAUGGCAUCCUCAGGGGGUAUGAGAUCCGUUACUGGCGUCAGCACGAGCGUGAGGCGGCCGCUGACCGCGUGCGGACAGCCGGGCUGGAGACUAGUGUCCGCGUGGCCGGCCUGAGGCCCAGCACCCUCUACCACGUCACUGUGCUGGCCUACAACAGCGCCGGCACCGGCCCCGCAUCACCCAGGACCACAAUCAACACCCGCAAACCGCCCCCAAACCGUCCUCCUGGCAACAUCUCCUGGAAGACAGAUGGAUCAUGGGUAACCGUGAGAUGGGAUCCAGUGACGGCCAUGGACAAUGAAUCAGCAGUGUUGGGCUACAAGGUUCUGUAUAAACAUGAGGGCCAGUCAGCACUGAAGGUGUUGGACAAAGGUCAGACAUCAAUCAAGCUACCGCUGCCCAAAGACAAUGGCUAUGUUGUCCUGGAGGUGCGGUCAUGGGGGGACGGCGGGGACGGCACUGCCCAUGAGACGAUUGUGUCCCGGGACUCAGGAACUGGAAUGAUGGUACAGAAUAAAGCAGGCCUGCAUAUUUCCCAUAAUACUUUGCUUCUGGUCACAGCUGCAUUGUGGGGACUUUCUUUCAUUGUCUCUCUAGAACAGUGAUUUCCACCAGUCCUUGAGCUGCCUAUUUUUUUCUUUUUCUUUUGUUUUUGUCUCCUUUUCACCUGUCCCAAGUCUACCAGCUUCUAAUCCUGUAUCUUGACAGGACAUGUUGGAAACAUCCUGUUGUUUUGGACCAGGAGAUCCAAAGAAAGGUAACAAUUGGCAGGUUUUUAUUCCUUUUUUACAUAAAAAAACAAAAACAAAAAAAAAUCUAAAUUUAGGAAUGAGUAUAUGUUAGGGUUAAGCAGAAGCUGGCUUUGAUUGUACACUGGUAAUAAUGUCAGUAGAAACUUGCCUUAUGGGAAACAACCAGGUGUGUCGCCCCCCCCCCCCCC
Molecule: messenger RNA, 4132 nt
Organism: Clupea harengus (Atlantic herring)
Lineage: Eukaryota; Metazoa; Chordata; Actinopteri; Clupeiformes; Clupeidae
Gene: cntn2
Product: contactin 2
Biological process (GO): brain development; cell-cell adhesion; axon guidance
Cellular component (GO): axon; plasma membrane
Molecular function (GO): cell-cell adhesion mediator activity
Source: RefSeq, a predicted model, not a curated record